AUGACCCAAAACAAGAAUACAGAUAUUUCUUACUCUCUCUCCCUCUCUCUCUCUCUCUCUCUCUCUCUCUCUCUCUUUAUUUUCUUCCAUUGCCAUUUUGAUAGAAUUUUAUGUCUCUGUCGAGUUCUUUCUUUCUUUACUACUGUUCUUUGUUUCUUUCUUUCUUAUCUAUUGUUCUUUAUUUUUCUUUUUUCGUCUUUCUUUUUUCUUUUUAUUUUUUCAUUUUCCCUUUCUUUCUUUCUUUCUUUCUUUCUUUCUUCCCUCCUUCCUUUCUUUAUUUCUUUCUUUCUUUCUUUCUUUCUUAUCUAUUGUCCUUUCAUUAUUUUAAUAUUUUCUAUUGUUCUUUAUUCUUUUCUAUUCUUCCUUCGUUCUUUUUUCUUUUCUAUUGUUCUUUCUUCUUUUAUUCUUUUCUAUUUUCAUGCGUUCUUUCUUUUCUAUUGCGCUUUCUUUCUUUUUUCUAGUGUUCCUUCGUUCUUUCUUUCUUUUCUAUUGUGCUUUCAUUUUUUUUCUGCUUUCUUUCUUUUCUAUUAUUUCUUUCCUACCGUUCGUUAUUUUUACUUUCUUUUUAAACUUCUUUUUUUCGUUCUCAUCGUUCUUUCUUUUUCCUUUUUCGUUUUUCUUUUUUCUUUUGUCUUUCUAUUUUUCAUUUUUCCCUUUCUUUCUGUCUUUCUUUCUUUCUUUUUUUCUUUCUUUCUUUCUUUCUUUCUUUCUUUCUUUCUUAUCUAUUGUUCUUUUUCCCUUUUCGUCUUUCUUUUUCAUGCUAUUUUUCGUUUAUCCCUUUCUUCCUUUUGUUCAUUCUUUAUUUCUUUCUUUCUUUCUUUUUCUUACUCAUUAUUUCUUUCUUUUUCUACCCAUUCUUUCUUUCUUUCUUUCCCUACUCAUUUUUCUUUCUUUUCCUACAAAUUCUUUCUUUAUCUCUUUCUUUCUUUCUUUCUUUCUUUCUUUCUUUCUUUCUUUCUUUCUUUCUUUCUUUCUUAUCUAUUGUUCUUUUUCCCUUUUCGUCUUUCUUUUUCAUGCUAUUUUUCAUUUUUCCCUUUCUUCCUUCUGUACUUUCUUUCGUUCUUUAUUUCUUUCGUUCGUUCGUUCAUUCUUUCUUUCUAA
Acanthosepion pharaonis is the source of this 1101-nucleotide messenger RNA. The record is from the annotation of a GenBank genome assembly. Lineage: Eukaryota; Metazoa; Mollusca; Cephalopoda; Sepiida; Sepiidae.